Drosophila virilis is the source of this 3328-nucleotide messenger RNA. It is a transcript of the gene RASSF8, whose product is annotated as ras association domain-containing protein 8. Lineage: Eukaryota; Metazoa; Arthropoda; Insecta; Diptera; Drosophilidae. The record is from RefSeq and is a predicted model, not a curated record. Gene Ontology annotation, biological process: signal transduction.
UUUCUUAGUGCAGCCCUGUCACGGGCAUCGAGUACAAGUGCAUGCCAACAACAAUGCGCGCAUUGUGCAUUUGGUUUUCGCUUUAAAAAACUUUUAAAUUAUACAAUUCGCACACGCACAGCAUAAGAAAAAUGUCCGAAAAGUGUGUGUGGUCAUAUAAACAAUAAUAUGCGCAAGGAAACAGCAGUAUUAAUAGGCAUAAAACAAACAAAAAGUGAAUCAGAACACACGCACGCACACACGCAAAGCCCAUACUGGCACACACGUACAUACACCUGCAACCCGCGGCACCCGCGCUCUCUGAAACCAGAAAUAAGUGCAAGUGAAGCAGCAGCAACAGCAGCGACGACUACAAACAAACACACAGCAGAAGCAAUUGGGGAAAAAUAGCUGCAACAGAGCAGAAAGAAAGGGAACAAACGCGACAACUAGAAGCAAAAGUGGAAGUGCAGCUCCACCCCCAAUUUGGUGUUGCAGUGCCAGCAGCAGCAGCAGCGACAACAAUAACAGUCGCAGCUAAGCCAUGGCGCAGCGUUAGCAACAAAAAACAACAACAAUAACGGGGCGCACGCUUCGCUGCCCUCGCGACAGCAUUUCAAGCUUCGUCGACGCUGUGCUGCAUUUGGAAAUAAUUAGACUUCACUUUAGUAGCAAUUUUCUGACAGCAGCAGAAGCAACAAUAACAACGACAAGCGAAUCGAUAACAUAAAAUAAUUAAUUCAUACAUUUUGGGUGUCCAAAAUGGAACUAAAAGUGUGGGUUGAGGGCAUACAGCGUAUUGUGUGCGGCGUAACGGUAAAUACCACUUGCCAGGAUGUGGUGUUUGCCUUGGCCCAUGCCACGGGCAAAGUGGGUCGAUUUACGCUAAUCGAACGCUGGCGCAAUAAUGAACGACAUCUCGCGCCCAAUGAAAAUCCCAUGAAGCUGCUGCUCAAAUGGGGCGAGUAUGCAAAUGAUGUGCAGUUUAUAUUGCAGCGAUCCGAGAACAAGCAGCAGCCCACACAACAACAACAACAACAGCAGCAGCAACAGCAACAGCAGCAACUGCCCAACAACAACUAUGCAGUCAUGAUUACUAAAAAGCCGCUUGGCCCCAGCAACAGCAACAACAACAAUAAUAAUAAUGAGAGCAAAUUGCCGCCGCCGCCCACAUUGCAAAAGCAAAAGUCCAGCGUGGAGCUGGGCUAUCGCACAAAAGAGCUGAAAAAAAGUUUUGGCGGUUAUGAUGCCAAACAAUUCGACAACAUUGGCAUAGUUAAAGGCAUACCACAGCAGCAGCAGCAGCAGCAGCAACAACAACAGCAACAUACGCAGCAACAGUUGCCGCCGUCGAGCAAAACGGCCCCGUUGCUGCCCAAGCAUGAGAAAUCGCUCUCGAAUCCGUUGGAUAUGAGUAGCAGUAGCAGCAGCAAUGCGCCCGCACUAAAUGAUUACAGCGAUUUAUACAACAACAACCACAGCAGCAGCAAUGGCAACAGCAACAACAAUCCACACAUUUACAGUCAGCUGAGUAAAUCCAGCAAUGAGCUGCGACGCGCUAGUCCGAAUGAAUAUAACAACAACAACAACAAUAGCAAUAGCAAUAGCAGCAAUGAGCACUUAUGCGACAUCUAUGCCAAUAGCAACAUUAGCAACAAUAACAAUAACAAUAACAACAACCACUCACCGGAGCUGUACAAACAGACUCCCACAAUUUCAUCAAAUGGCGCACUGGUGCCGCCACCAUAUCGUGAUCCGCCGCCACCACGCAAUAGUCCCAUGUGCCAGACUCAACGCUUGCCGGCCAGCAGCAGCGCUGCUGAGACCAUAUCCAACGCAUCCUCCACAACAAAUCCAUUUCUCAGUGACUACGAGCCACACAACAUAAGCAACAACAACAACAAUAACAAUCAUCUUAGCAAUCAGUGCAUGGAUGAGGGCGAGAGCAUGUUCCAGGCCACGCAAUAUAAUGAUCUACUGCAAUUAAUCAAGUUUCAACGCGAAAAAAUUACGGCACAGCAAUUGGAGCUGCAAAAGUUUGAUACAGAAAUUGGGUUUUUGGAGAGCAGAGAACGUGAUCAUGCGAUUGAAUUGGAGGUCAUAUCACGUGAGAUAUCCAAGGCGGAUCAAAUUUUUAGGCAAGGUAGCGAACAGCUGCAAACGCUGCAGUAUGUAGAGGAGGAGAACGAACUGGUCAAGCAGCAGGAGAAGACACUCAAAUCCGAAAUUGCUUUGCUACGCUCCAAGCUGGCUAAUUGUGAGACAGAGCUUCUACAGUGCAAGAAUAAAAUGCGUUUGCUCAUGGAUGACAUUGAGCUGGAGCAGCAGCAGCAGAGCAAUAGACAAACUGUGGAGCGUGAUUUUCUGAUUGAAAUGGAGCGCAUACAAAGCGACAUAGAUCUGGCGCUGCAUAAUACAGACACAUCUAACAAAACGGCUGACAAUCUCAAAAAGGAGCUGCUUAUGAUUGAACAUGCUAUUGCAGAGAAAAAGCGUCAAGUGGAACAAUUGGUCAACGAAAUGAAGGAAGUGAAUCUGCAAAGCCUUACCGUAACUACCACCGAGGAAAUCAAGCAUCUGCUCGAGGGACCCAACAAGCAGGGCAGCAGCCGCCGCAUUAUAGGUUCACCACGACAAUUGGAGACGGCCGUGCCCACCAGCAAGAAUCCUCACGGCGUUUGGGUCUAAAACCGCGCCUCAUUUAAAAGCAACGAAAUAUUUUUCUAUACUCAAGUAACUUGGGGAACAAAAGAUGAGGAAAUGAUUUACAUAUCUUGAAUACGUAGAGCGCCAAUCUCUAUAUCACAAUAUUUGCAAAGACACAAAUUUACAACGAUAUAAUCAAUGCAUAUUUCUUCUUCAGAUAAACAAAAAACCUAAUGGAUCUCUUCAAGCAAUGUUAAUUGUUACAAAUUUUAGACACAACCCACACAAUAUUAACUUAUUAGUGCACAACAUUUUUUCAUAGAUUUUAAUAAUGUUCAUUAACUAGUUGCAAAUUUUUUAAGAAAUUUCUCAAAAACAAUAACAUUCCCACAAAUAUGUUUAUAAUUUGUAUGUACUUAAAUCUUUUGUGCUAUAACUAUUGAUUUUUAACUUAAACUUUUAAAUAUGCCUAAUUAUUAUAACAUAUUUUGUUGCUAGUCUAUAAAAUGUAUUUCAAUCAUUCACCGUGCGCCAUUAGAAAACGUAAAUUGUUGCAAUAAUUGUAUCUAAACGAAAAUGUAAAACGCCUUUUUAAUGUUACAUUUAAGUUGUGCUGUUAGUGAUUUAUAAACCCAUUCCAUUCUAAAUAGAUUUAUAAUUAUAAUUAAAUAUGUACUUAGCUCUUGCAGCUUUAGCAAAAGAA